AUGGUCGAUGAAAGUUUCAAUGAAAUAGAAGAAAUACCACUGGAUCGUGUAGCAGUAGAUGAUAAUGGAUCCAGGGCUAGUGGAAGAAGAUCUGUUGAAAAUGCUACUGAUGAGCAUCGGAAUGUACAGAAUGGAAGUGACCGGGGAAGGUCAUCUGACUCUGAGGGUAGAAUGGUCGAUGAAAGUUUCAAUGAAAUAGAAGAAAUACCACUGGAUCGUGUAGCAGUAGAUGAUAAUGGAUCCAGGGCUAGUGGAAGAAGAUCUGUUGAAAAUGCUACUGAUGAGCAUCGGAAUGUACAGAAUGGAAGUGACCGGGGAAGGUCAUCUGACUCUGAGGGUAGAAUGGUCGAUGAAAGUUUCAAUGAAAUAGAAGAAAUACCACUGGAUCGUGUAGCAGUAGAUGAUAAUGGAUCCAGGGCUAGUGGAAGAAGAUCUGUUGAAAAUGCUACUGAUGAGCAUCGGAAUGUACAGAAUGGAAGUGACCGGGGAAGGUCAUCUGACUCUGAGGGUAGAAUGGUCGAUGAAAGUUUCAAUGAAAUAGAAGAAAUACCACUGGAUCGUGUAGCAGUAGAUGAUAAUGGAUCCAGGGCUAGUGGAAGAAGAUCUGUUGAAAAUGCUACUGAUGAGCAUCGGAAUGUACAGAAUGGAAGUGACCGGGGAAGGUCAUCUGACUCUGAGGGUAGAAUGGUCGAUGAAAGUUUCAAUGAAAUAGAAGAAAUACCACUGGAUCGUGUAGCAGUAGAUGAUAAUGGAUCCAGGGCUAGUGGAAGAAGAUCUGUUGAAAAUGCUACUGAUGAGCAUCGGAAUGUACAGAAUGGAAGUGACCGGGGAAGGUCAUCUGACUCUGAGGGUAGAAUGGUCGAUGAAAGUUUCAAUGAAAUAGAAGAAAUACCACUGGAUCGUGUAGCAGUAGAUGAUAAUGGAUCCAGGGCUAGUGGAAGAAGAUCUGUUGAAAAUGCUACUGAUGAGCAUCGGAAUGUACAGAAUGGAAGUGACCGGGGAAGGUCAUCUGACUCUGAGGGUAGAAUGGUCGAUGAAAGUUUCAAUGAAAUAGAAGAAAUACCAACCUGGAUCGUGUAG
Messenger RNA from Schistosoma turkestanicum, 1080 nucleotides. NCBI's taxonomy places the organism in Eukaryota, Metazoa, Platyhelminthes, Trematoda, Strigeidida, Schistosomatidae. The record is from the annotation of a GenBank genome assembly.